UAACCCCUCGUUUUCUCUCUCUUUUACCUCUCUCUCCCUUCUCCAAAAAAUGCAGAUGUCCCAUCUUCAUCCUCCAACCCUGUUUUUCUCUCAGCUCCUAUCACCAUCUCCAAAAACCACUCCAAUCAACAUCUCCAGCUUUUUUCUCUCUCCCUUCCGAAAAACCUCCACCAUUUCUCUGCCUUCUCCGACCACCGUCGUUCUGCCCCUUCGUUUCCUUUACUCACCUCUUCCUCCACCGAGUUCCUCUCUUUCACUGUUCAUCAUCACCGUCUCACUUUUUUUUUCUUUUUCGAUUCUAGUGUCUUAUACACUCAACCAAACACUCACCUCAUCCCAUCCUAUUCACCUUAAUCCUUCAAAAGCCUGUAUUCCGAUCUCCGAUCCAUCUAAGGCAACGAAGGUUGAGAUUGAUUGACAUCUCAGCAUCUGUUUUCUGGCGGCUAGCUCUAUCGAUUAAGAUUAGGGUUUAUAGUGAAGAGGAGGGAAAAUGGGGGAAGAGAGGGGAAAUCUUUUAGCCCAAUCCCUUAAACACGGUGUUCAUCUUCCCUGAUUGGCGGCUUUUUCGAGAUCUACGGGUUUGAAGUGAAAUGGGGGCAAUUGUUGUUACUUGUGAGCGAGAAGAUGAUGAGGUAGAAGAGAAUCGUAACUUAUCAUUUUGUUUUACAGUAGAUUGACUCUGAUUGGUUGAGAUCCCUGUGGAUGAUAAAUGGCCUCGUGGUUGCUCUUCUUCUUUCCUGGGUGCUAUUUUCCUUCUGGCUUUGGAGAGGAUUAGCAUUGUUGACAAUGCCCUGAAGGUAUUUGACAAAGGGCCUGUUUGGUGGAGCUCUUGCGAGCUCAGACUUAGGACACUAUUUAUGGCUCCUGAAUUUAAACUUUUUUAAAAAAAAUUUACACUUUUA
This is a messenger RNA of Rubroshorea leprosula, 902 nucleotides long. Lineage: Eukaryota; Viridiplantae; Streptophyta; Magnoliopsida; Malvales; Dipterocarpaceae. The record is from the annotation of a GenBank genome assembly.